ACCUCAGGAGGCUUUUCCCGCCUUUCGGGAGGCGCUUAUUGAGCAACCGUUUCCCUCAGCUUCGGCAUUCGCCGUCGCUUUCCGCACCAUGAAGUGCGUUAUUGGCGGCGCCCAUAUUAAAGUGUUCGGGAGGGCUAUACAUGCCAUGGCACGGAUCAGUGAUGGCUUUUGGUUCGAUCCAAUUGAAAAAGGACUUUCCCUGAGGGCAGUGAAUUCCUCCAGAUCAGCCUAUGCCUGUGUCUUCUUUUCAUCUAUAUUCUUUCAACACUAUUCCUGCAGAAAUACACCUGAACGGAAUCAGCAUAAAAACCACAUACGUCUUAGAUGCAAGUUAGUAAUAAAGUCAGUCCUGCCACUGUUUCGGUGCUUGAAUACACUAGAAAGGAACGUAGAGAAAUGCACCAUUUAUACAGACUUUAAGGACUGCUGUAUUGUUUUUCAACUUUUCUGCAGACAUGGUGUUGUGAAAACUCACAACCUAGCUUUUCAAGAAUGUGAACCUUUGCAAGCCGUGUUUGCAAAACAUCUGUGUCCCAACGUCCUGAAGGCAAGGUCCAGGCAACUUUCUGAUAUAUUGAUUCAUUUUCCAAACUAUCAAGAAGAAGUAACUUUAUCUGUAACACCUGUGAAAGUGUGUUUCAAGACUUACACUGAAGAUGAAAUGGAUUUUGCUAUUGUAAUGCAUACAGAAAUACAUCUCAGUCCAGAAGAAUUUGAAUACUUUCAAGUUGGAGUAGACUCUGAAAUCACAUUUUGUCUUAAAGAGUUACGGGGACUAAUAGCUUUUGCAGAAGCUAUCCAUGUUCCAGUUGCUGUUCAUUUUGAUAUGCCUGGAAGGCCAGUUGUUUUCAGCCUUGAGGAUACAGUAGUUGAAGCCAGUUUUGUUUUGGCUACUUUAGCAGAUACUUCUGAAUCUCUGCAUCUUUCCCGGGGCCAGAGAAGGAGCCCUGCAUUGGAGAGCAGUAAUCAAGGCACCGUUUCCAACAGAAACCUGCAAGACCCAGAAACAACCAAGAAUCCAGCAGACAACUUUACCAUUACGGCAGAAGCUCAACCAUCUAGUCCUGGCUAUAGUAAGUUCUACUCCUUGUUCUUUGGAGCAAUUUCAUCCAGUGAGGAGGAUGUAACCAAUGCAUUGCAUACUUUGGCAACAGCAAGUGACACUGAAGAUUUUGGCAAUUGACAACUCUCUCCAGCAUUUUAGUGACGUAAAAUAUCUGCUAAAAGUCCUUGUCUAAAUAGUUGUGUGCUUAGUAUCCCAAUUUUUUGGCUUGAUUUGGAUGUUGGAUGCCAUUGUUUUAUGUUGAUAUUUAUGUUAACUUCUGGAAAAAUUAUUUUAUUUUCAACUUGUCACUAGUGUAACCUUUUCAAAGGUACUCAUAAUUCAGACAUAUCAGGUCACAUUCACUUCAGUCCUUAUUUUCUUGCCCUAUCUGCACUUACCUUAAUGUUUGAGGGAAUUCUUUUGUGACUGGGUAAGUGGUUGAAUGCUGAAAAUUCACAGAUCCAAUUCUUUCUCCCUCUUCUUUAAACGAAGUUUUAUAAAAUUAACUAUAGUAGAUGAAAUAAAUCUAGCCUAAGUGUAUUGCAAAA
Molecule: messenger RNA, 1593 nt
Organism: Sceloporus undulatus (fence lizard)
Lineage: Eukaryota; Metazoa; Chordata; Lepidosauria; Squamata; Phrynosomatidae
Gene: RAD9B
Product: RAD9 checkpoint clamp component B
Exons: 11
Coding region: 89-1183 (364 amino acids)
Biological process (GO): DNA replication checkpoint signaling; cellular response to ionizing radiation; mitotic intra-S DNA damage checkpoint signaling
Cellular component (GO): checkpoint clamp complex
Source: RefSeq, a predicted model, not a curated record